UAGAGAAGGAAAAAUAUUAUGAGGGGAAGUCGAUGUUCGGUAAAAGUCAACAUUACCGGCGGUGUUUUGGUCGUUCAGUCUCAAGUCCCUGGACACAAUGUUCAGAAACCAGUAUGACAAUGAUGUUACCGUGUGGUCCCCCCAGGGGCGCCUUCACCAGGUGGAGUAUGCCAUGGAGGCUGUGAAGCAGGGUUCAGCCACCGUGGGAUUGAAGAGCUCCACCCACGCUGUGCUUGUUGCUCUCAAGAGAGCCUCAUCAGAACUGGCAGCUCAUCAGAAGAAAAUCAAACCUGUUGAUGAACACAUUGCAGUAUCCAUUUCAGGAUUGACUGCAGAUGCCCGUGUGCUAAUAAGAUUCAUGCGCACUGAGUGUCGUCAUGAACAUUUUGCUCACGAUCAAUCACUUUCCCUUAACAAGUUAAUGGAACGAGUUGGGAUGAAGAUGCAGGUUGCCACUCAACGUUAUGACAAGAGGCCUUAUGGUGUAGGUCUCUUGAUAGCUGGAUAUGAUGAAGAUGGACCCCACAUCUAUCAGACAUGCCCCUCAGCCAACUAUUAUGACUGCCGAGCCAUGGCCAUUGGUGCCCGGUCACAGAGUGCUCGCACCUAUCUUGAGCGCCACCUUGAGGACUUCCCAAAUGCAACACGAGAGGAGCUCAUAAGACAUGCCCUGCGUGCCCUAAGGGACACGCUGCCCAAUGACAUGGAGCUGACCAAUAAGAACUGCAGCAUAGCUGUAGUGGGGGUAGGAGAGAAGCUGAGCAUCUAUGAUGAUGAAGAUGUAAGCCCCUACCUGGAAGGCCUAGAUCAGGAAGAAAGACGUGGUGGAACUUCAGCGGCCCGAGAAGCCCCAGCCUCCACAGCUCCUUCAGCAGGGGAAGAAGGCUCUGCUGCCCCCUCACCACCACCAGCAGCUGGAGACCAGCCAGCACAACAGGGCGAUUCGAUGGACACUGAUUAAGAAAGGAACUAGAGUAUGCAUUAUCAUUUGGAGUUCUGUCUCCCUUCUAGGUUUGGUGAAUAGAUUUGGAAAUUCCAUCAUUAUUUUUUAUGAUUUUUUAUUGUUGUUUUCAUUAAAUUUAUUGUAUUAUGAUUAUCAUUGUUUUUAUGAAUAAGCUAUUUUCCAAAACAAAAUAAACUGGAAUGUUCUUCAUUAUAAAGGGAAUUUAAUGUAAAAGCAGGUUGAUAUUGAUGAAACAACCAUUUCAUGUGAGCAAAGUAAUGUAUGCUUGUACUGUUUGGCUAAACAAAGUUACAUACAGA
Molecule: messenger RNA, 1263 nt
Organism: Portunus trituberculatus (swimming crab)
Lineage: Eukaryota; Metazoa; Arthropoda; Malacostraca; Decapoda; Portunidae
Gene: Prosalpha6
Product: proteasome subunit alpha type-1-like
Exons: 8
Coding region: 98-961 (287 amino acids)
Biological process (GO): ubiquitin-dependent protein catabolic process
Cellular component (GO): proteasome core complex, alpha-subunit complex; proteasome core complex; nucleus
Source: RefSeq, a predicted model, not a curated record